UAGAUUACACUUGCGUGUAUCGUAAGGAAAUGUAUGAACAAUUACGGCCCUACUUUUUGUGGUUCAGGCUUUGGCAAUUAUCUACUAUUUACAUCUUAAUAUGAAGCCUUACAUGCCAUCUUUAUCUUUUCGGAACUAUACCCGGUUCCCUUGGCAGAGGCCACUUUGUCUGGACCGCCUAGCCUAUGAAUCCAAGUAACACGCUUCAUAGCGACUUACCUCGAAUAGUUGUUGAAGGGGUGUGUUUCUUAAAACCCCCUUUUCUCCAUGCGUUAAUUCUUAAUAUUCCAAGGCUGUUCAAACCGGUACCUACCAUCGUACUAAACGCAUGAGGGUUACGACAAUCAUGGCCGUGACGACACAUAGCAUGACGGAGCUACCAUCUGCCAACAAGUGGGCAUUCGGCAAGUUCCACGCGAUGCCAUGGUUUUGCAUGAUUCUGGCUCCGUCCAUGUUUUUAGGUAUUGUGAGGACUUUGACUUUCGGAUUGGCACUGUAGUCCUUUCCCAGAAUCGGAUCUCUGGCUAGUUAUGGAUGCCAGGAACUGGAAGUCCUGAAUGCGAAAGUUGGUUGCUUCUCUAAGCUUUGUAGCAAACCUCAGUAACCCCUGUUAACUUGUCACUUUGGCGGCUGUACUGAGCAAUAAUUCACUCUCAGGGUGUGGCCUACCCCUAAACUGAAUCUUAUUGGGCCCCGCCAUCGCCACAUGUAUUCCCUGGUUGGCUCUAGGCAACGGGUGAAUACAAUUGCAUAGACCAACAAUUACAUCAAUGAGGC
Molecule: messenger RNA, 777 nt
Organism: Pseudomassariella vexata
Lineage: Eukaryota; Fungi; Ascomycota; Sordariomycetes; Amphisphaeriales; Pseudomassariaceae
Exons: 2
Coding region: 329-499 (56 amino acids)
Source: RefSeq, a predicted model, not a curated record